AUGGGCAUAUCAGCAACGGAGGUAAAGUUAUUAAUAUUGCCGUUUUUACUAUCAAUUGGCCUUUGUGACGUACAAUUUCUUAUACCUGAAGAACAUACACCCCCACCGCCUCCAAAGCCAUAUGCGUUUGGAUACGCAGCUGGAAGGUUCCCGGGGCACAUAGACAGAACCCACUCCGAAGUUUCCGAUGGAUCUGGGCUCGUUCAAGAUCAGCUACCUUCGGACACACUUACUUCACCAACUCACAACUUAUUCUUUAUCACUUACUACCCCUGGAGACCACCUGGAAAACCAACCAUUCACUUUAAGAAACUGGAACUAACUAACUAUCUCAUCUCAUAUAUCCAUCCAUCCAACCUCUCAUUAUACACACCCAUCUCACCACUUUCCAAAUUCUCGGCCAAUCAGAAAUUUGCAUACCACUCCCCACAUAAAAUCAGAAAUACCUCCAAACUUUCCUAA
Diabrotica balteata is the source of this 462-nucleotide messenger RNA. Lineage: Eukaryota; Metazoa; Arthropoda; Insecta; Coleoptera; Chrysomelidae. The record is from the annotation of a GenBank genome assembly.